Colletes gigas is the source of this 2474-nucleotide messenger RNA. It is a transcript of the gene wdb, whose product is annotated as serine/threonine-protein phosphatase 2A 56 kDa regulatory subunit epsilon isoform. Gene Ontology annotation, biological process: protein dephosphorylation; signal transduction. Gene Ontology annotation, molecular function: protein phosphatase activator activity. Lineage: Eukaryota; Metazoa; Arthropoda; Insecta; Hymenoptera; Colletidae. Bases 384 to 1811 code for a protein of 475 amino acids. The record is from RefSeq and is a predicted model, not a curated record. Gene Ontology annotation, cellular component: cytosol; nucleus; protein phosphatase type 2A complex. The transcript has 9 exons.
UUCGAUUGAACUGGAAACUUGAUGGAUCUCGUCGGUUGACAAGUCAAUCACGAUUAGCACGUUGUUCCGUUACGCGGAAAACUAUUCUUGUACUAUGCACACACGACCAUCAAUUUUCGCCUUUUUCUUUCUCAGGAACGCCUGAAUUGAGUAGGUUAUCGUGUCCAGACACCCACCACGUGCGGUUUCUUAUUUCGUGCAGUGUCGCUUUAUUCCUUGUGAGUGUAGUGAGUUUAUCCUCAUCAACGCGGAAUGCGGCCUCCUCAGGGUGGACGCAGUCCUCUUUAAUUGUGUCCAACGCUGGAAAAGCACAACCAAGGAACGAACGUAUCUCUGACGUUCUAUUUCCCACCAGCUUUCAUAGUGCCUCCGUUAAUAUCAACAUGUCGUCAGGGACUUUUGUGGACCGGAUAGAUCCCUUUGCCAAGAGAUCUCUAAAGAAGAAGGCGAGGAAGUCACAAGGAUCGUCUCGUUAUCGUAACUCUCAAGACAUCGAGCUUCAACAGUUACCACAGCUUAAAGAUGUUAUGCCAUCGGAUCAAGAAGAUUUAUUCAUUAGAAAGCUUCGACAAUGCUGUGUGACCUUCGACUUCAUGGAUCCAAUGGCAGAUCUUAAGGGCAAAGAAAUUAAACGUAGUACACUGAAUGAGCUGGUAGAAUAUAUUACAGUUGGACGAGGCGUUCUCACCGAGCCUGUCUAUCCAGAAAUUAUUAAGAUGAUUUCUGCAAAUCUGUUUCGCACAUUGCCACCCAGCGAGAAUCCCGAUUUCGAUCCAGAAGAGGAUGAUCCAACACUGGAGGCGAGCUGGCCCCACCUUCAGCUAGUUUACGAGUUCUUUCUACGUUUUCUUGAAUCUUCAGAUUUCCAGCCUACAAUUGGCAAAAGAGUUAUCGACCAAAAAUUUGUUUUACAGUUGCUGGAAUUGUUUGAUUCGGAGGAUCCUAGAGAAAGGGAUUUGUUGAAAACCGUCUUGCAUCGUAUAUAUGGAAAGUUCCUUGGCCUCAGAGCCUUCAUACGCAAACAAAUUAACAACAUUUUUUUGAGGUUUGUAUAUGAAACGGAGCAUUUCAACGGAGUCGGUGAACUUUUGGAAAUUCUGGGUAGCAUUAUCAACGGAUUUGCCCUUCCUUUAAAAAUCGAGCACAAGCAAUUCUUGGUUAAGGUGCUGCUACCAUUACAUAAGGUGAAAUGUUUAUCGUUAUAUCAUGCACAGUUAGCUUAUUGUGUGGUACAAUUUCUUGAAAAGGAUGCAACUCUAACAGAACCAGUUAUACGGGGUCUCCUUAAAUUCUGGCCUAAAACAUGUAGCCAGAAGGAGGUAAUGUUCCUUGGUGAAAUUGAAGAAAUUUUGGACGUCAUUGAACCUAGCCAAUUUGUUAAAAUACAAGAGCCCUUGUUCAGGCAAAUUGCACGUUGUGUAUCUUCACCGCAUUUUCAGGUAGCUGAAAGAGCGCUCUUCUUUUGGAAUAAUGAGUACAUAAUGUCAUUAAUUGAAGAAAACAAUCAUGUAAUAAUGGGAAUUAUGUUCCCGGCAUUGUAUAGAAUUAGCAAAGAACAUUGGAAUAAAACCAUCGUAGCGCUUGUUUACAACGUUCUUAAGACAUUUAUGGAAAUGAAUAGCAAACUGUUUGAUGAAUUAACUGCAAGUUACAAGUCCGAAAGGCAAAAAGAAAAAAAGAGGGAGAAGGAAAGGGACGAAUUGUGGAAGAAACUGAAUGAAUUGGAGGUAGAACGGCGUAAUGCUCUAACAACUACAGCCAACACACUAGUUUCUGUCACUACCACACCUGCGACACGAGCCCACCCCUGAGCUGGUGAUGGAAGUACAUUACCACGCUGCCCAAUCAUUAGUUCUUAGUUUACGUCGAUUGUCCAUACACUACAUGCAAAAAUUACUGUUGUUAGUGAAGCAAAGUGUCUCACACAAUGGCAUUCUUGACGUAAUGUAAUUCCUUUCGUUAGUUACGCCUGUUGGGCGAAACGGAGAAGAAGAAGAAACGAAUGAACGAAGCAGUAAUCACAAUUUCAUUCUUGAUGAUGAUUGUUGAGUUCUAAUAUUUUUAUUGUGUACAUUAAUUCCCACUUUUCUUUUUCCUUUUUCUUUAACCGCAAUGAUUUAAGUUGUAUAAUGUACUCGGUGUCAGCACAUGAUACGAGGAUGUUAGCCCCUUAACUAAAAUUUAACUAUGCUCGGUAGGAGGAAAUGAUCAAGGUGUAAAUUCAAAUAGAUAAAGUAUAUUGUUAUAACAUUGAGUUUUGCAUGUGAUAUUCGCUUCGGUUACUAAAUGGCUAAUAUUCUCCGAUGACUGACACACCUUACUCUGUUCUCGUCUCCAACGGAGCCAGCAGGAGCGUUGUUUGAAAUGUAUCAUAUAUUCGUAUUAAUGAUAAUGAUAACUAUAACAAAACAUAAUAAAGUUAGGCGUGUAUAUAUAUAUGUAUGUGUGUGUGUAUGUAUAUAUAUGUAUAUGUA